This is a messenger RNA of Cheilinus undulatus (humphead wrasse), 2361 nucleotides long. RefSeq names its product inactive N-acetylated-alpha-linked acidic dipeptidase-like protein 2. The record is from RefSeq and is a predicted model, not a curated record. The transcript is spliced from 15 exons. NCBI's taxonomy places the organism in Eukaryota, Metazoa, Chordata, Actinopteri, Labriformes, Labridae. Bases 1 to 2361 code for a protein of 786 amino acids.
AUGGCCUACAGGAAGGUGUGUGAUGCCCAGGGUGGCCCAUUAGUUGGUGAGGUUCUGCACUGCUCAGGAGCUCUGGAUCUUGACUGGGACCUGGACAAGGAGGAGCUGCAAGAACCAGGACCCAGCAUGGACCGUAUGCAGAUGCAACAUGUAGACUGCCAGAGAUCAGGGUGCUCAGACCCCGGCCCUGAUCCUGAUCCUGAGCUGAUGGAGCCAAUCCAGCAGUCCGUCUCUGUUUCCCCGCAUGGAAGAUUUGAACGUCUCCAGGAAGAUCCAAACUACAUCUCCCACUUCACUCGGGCCCCGGGCCAUAAAGGCCAACGAAGACUCCACUGCUUCCUGCUCAGAUAUUUCCUGGCAGGGGUUGGCCUUUUUGUCCUAGGACUCCUGAUUGGCUGGUUUGCCCACACCCCUACCGUCAAACCACCUGCUCCUCUGUCAGACAGCUCAGACCUGCUGGAGGACUUGCUGAGAGGAAUCACUGCAGACAAAAUAAAUGCUCUCCAGAGGUCUUUCUCCAGCCAAUCAGAUGACAGUGAAGAAGCCAGAGCCAAGUACCUCUACAGACAGUGGGUGGGACUCGGUUUGACUGACGUCCAUCUAACCAAUCACACAGUUCUGCUCAGUCUGCCUGGCUCCACACCCAACACCAUCACCGACAGGUCCAGUCACCAGUGUUUCCUGCCUAAUGGGAUCCCCUGUGACCAGCGCGGACCCAACGACCUUCCCAAGCAGCAGUUCUCCUACGCAGCCUACUCUGCUGUGGGGAGUGUGCAGGGGGAGGUGGUGGACGUCCAAUAUGGCAGCGUGGAUGACUUGAGGAGAGCAAAAGACAGCCUGAACCUCACCAACCAGAUUGCUGUGGUCAAGCUUGGCCAAGCACCUCUGCUGUACAAGCUCUCUCUGCUGUCUCAGCUGGGUUUUGGUGGUGUUUUGCUCUACAUUGACCCAUGUGAUGCUCCCCCUGGACGCCACACCUGGCACCAAGCCUUCAGAGUCACUCUGAACCCCGGAGGGAACCCUGCCAUUGCUGAUGUGUCACGAGAAGCUGGAGGAAGAAUGACAUCUCUAUUGGUUCAGCCCAUCUCUGCCUUCCUCGCAAAGACAUUACUGUCCUCUCCAUCCACGGGACAGGGAGACUCCUGCGUUCCUCUGGCCAUGCCUCCUAACACAGAACGAAAGAAGAUCACCCUGACCGUUGGAAACCAGCUGUCCUAUAAGAGAAUCUACAAUGUUGUGGGAUACCUGAAAGGAAGGAGGAACCCAGAUCGCUAUGUGCUUGUUGGCAGCCGUCAUGAUGGUGACCAGGGAGGCGGGGCUUCUGCUAUCAUGAAUCAGCUCAUUGCUGCACUGACGGAUCAGACCAAACAAGGCUGGGUGCCAGACCGAACCACCGUGUUCUGCUCUUGGGGAGGCUCGGCCCUGGGGAACAUCGGGUCCUUUGAGUGGGGAAAGGAUAACAGUGUUGUUCUAAGGAGCAGUGCCGUGGCCUACAUCAGUUUGAACUUUCCAGUCAGAGGAACAGAAACUCUGAGAGCAACAGCCUCCCCAACACUGCUGCAACUCACUUCAGACAUACAGAGAAGACAGUUGCUGAGCUGCAUCCGUGGUGGAAACUGCCCUGGACCCAAUGUCAGCUCACUUCAGUUGCCUGGAGAUGUGAAUUUCUUUGCCAAUCAGCUGGCUGUGCCCACGCUGGAGUUCGCCUUUGAACAGACUAAAGCAGAAGAGGCCACCAGUUUCCUGUCAGAGGCCCAGUUUUCUGCUGAGUCACCAGAAACCCUGGACCCUCUUUUCAAGUUCCACGAGACCAUCGCCAAGAUGACAGCAGAAGCCAUUCUUCGUCUGGUCAAUGAUCCUGUGCUGCCGUUCUACCCUCUGGACAUCGCCCUGGAUGUUCAAAACAAACUCAAAGACAAGAGCGUGGUAUCUCAGCCUCUGCUGUCAUCCGCCUCCUCCCUGAGAGACCACGCCGCUUUCUUUCAGUCUGAAACUAUGCGGCCUGCCAACGACCCGAAAGAGCGCGACCCCUCCCACGUGCGAAUGCUGAAUGAUGUUCUCCGUGACCUGGAGAAGAGCUUCAUCAUCCCACAGACACCGCCUGGAGUCUACAGAAACCUGUUAUACAGCCUCCCAGGAAAGACUCCACAGUUCUCCAUCCUCAGAUUCACGCAGGAAGCCGUCCUGCAUUGUAAUGUCACCAGCAGAGCAGCCAAACACAACUCUGCCGAUAAGGAAGUACUCUGCCACAGCACCAUGAACCAGUCUCUGUCUCUAAUCCUCAGGGCCAUCCGCUCAGCUGAGAGGCUGGUUUGCUUUGGCUUGGAUUUGUUUGAAAAUUACCCAAGUGAUGCAAAAUGA